Hemiscyllium ocellatum (epaulette shark) is the source of this 423-nucleotide messenger RNA. RefSeq lists its product as uncharacterized. NCBI's taxonomy places the organism in Eukaryota, Metazoa, Chordata, Chondrichthyes, Orectolobiformes, Hemiscylliidae. Bases 100 to 423 code for a protein of 107 amino acids. The transcript is spliced from 5 exons. The record is from RefSeq and is a predicted model, not a curated record.
AUUUAAUCUACAAGCACUUUUUGAUAGGAUAAACUAAGGAAUAUAGUCUCUGGUCUUCAAAACUGAAGUGAUUUUUUAAGAAGAAGAGUGUCACCGAACAUGGAAAAAAGGCGCAUAAAGAAAGAAAUUGAAAAAUUGCUGAAGCAUUAUAUUGGUACGAGACUUCGUGAAAACAGCUUUGAUCCCAAGGGAAAAGUGGAGUCAGUAGAGUCAACCUACUUCAAUGAUUUGGCACAUUACGAUUUGGCGAUCAAUGUUGCUUUGCUUUGGCUGAAUGAAGAAGAAGAUCAGAAAGUUCUUGAAAAUGAAAAAUUGGUAAUUUCACCUCGUGCUAGGUCGAACUACCCAAAUGAAAUGGAGCGAGAAGCAAUGAUACUCUCUUCCUUUGCUGGAAUUCUAAUGGCAAGUCACCUUCUAGAGUAG